AUGCAGGUGGAUGAGCAGAGCAGUAGUGAGGAGAAAAGCAGAAAGAGGUGUGGUGGUGGGGACUCAGAUGAUGAGCAGCCUAGGCGUAGGAGUUCAAGUGAGAGCAGUAACAAUGGAGAAGGACAUGUAAAUCGGUACAAAAAGAUUGGUAAUAGUAAUAAUAAUAAUAAUAAUGGAGGAGGAGCAGGAGGAGGAUCCGUAAGACAGUAUGUUAGAUCCAAAAUGCCUAGGCUUCGUUGGACUCCAGAUUUGCAUCACUGCUUUGUUCAUGCAGUUGAGAGAUUGGGCGGCCAAGAUAGAGCAACUCCUAAGCUGGUAUUACAACUUAUGGACGUGAAAGGACUUACAAUUGCUCAUGUAAAAAGCCACUUGCAGAUGUACAGGAGCAUGAAAAAUGAUGAGAAUGGUCAAGCCAACGCUUCAUCCGAAAGAUUCGCAGAGGAUACGAUUUCAGAUUGGUUUCCAAGAUCUAGAUCGACUUGUACGCAGCCCUAUGACGAUGCGAGAUCAGAAUUCCUCAAGAAUAACAAUAAAAAUGACUAUUUCGAAGCAAUGGAUUAUCAACCUGGUUAUUUGGUUCAGCGUCCUGCCAAUUUGAGUUCCUCGGAGUAUCGGUGUAGAAUGCGACCAUUGAAUAAUACCAGAAUUAGUCCCCACUGCACUAGUACUCAGAGACAAAGUGUUAAAUCAGAUGCAUUUUCCCAGUGGGCUGGAUUAAGACAAGAAGAAGUCAGAGAAAGGACUAGGCAUUUGACGCUGCUUCAAGGAUCAUUUUUGAGACGAGAGUCAACUGAUGAAAAGAUUAUAGGUAAACUCCAUGAAGAUGCAUCACAUUCAAGGCUACACGCUUCUUGUAGAGAGACCUCAAAUAACAACAAUCUUCCAAAACAUGUCAUUGAAGACAAUACUAGCACAGCCUUACAAGAAACUCACCAAAAGAACUAUAACUGGCAGUCAGGAGUACAGGAACAACUAGCUUUACAAUUGCAGCUACAGAGAGGACAACUAGCAAAGCAAAUAGAAAAGCUUUCACGAUUGCAUCCAGCUAAAGAUGGAGAGAAGUCACAACGCAUUACAGGAAGCGGCGCUGAACAGGAGGGGGAAGAAGAAAUUGACAGCAGUUUAUCUCUUUCUUUGUUCUCCAAGAACACCACCAAGGAAGAUUCUAAUAAAAGAUCCUCCUUUAAGUUGCAGAAGCAGCAACAUCAGCAGAAAAACAUAAAUAGUAAUAAUGAUGGGCUUAGAUUGGAGCUUACAAUGUCUAUCGGAUCUUCCUGA
Molecule: messenger RNA, 1278 nt
Organism: Cryptomeria japonica (Japanese cedar)
Lineage: Eukaryota; Viridiplantae; Streptophyta; Pinopsida; Cupressales; Cupressaceae
Exons: 6
Coding region: 1-1278 (425 amino acids)
Molecular function (GO): DNA-binding transcription factor activity; DNA binding
Source: RefSeq, a predicted model, not a curated record